AUGAGGCAAAGUUUUUUUUCUUUCAAGAACUUUACUUACCCGUUAUUGAUUAUGAAUACUCAGACAUUUGAUAUGCUUAUAGGCCCUAGCAGAACCAAGUCGGUGUUGGGGGUUGCUAUAGCGUCAGUAACUGUUAUAGUGCUUUUCAAGAGGGCUAUUGGUAUUCGCAGAGGUAGCACUUCUGAAUUUAAGAAUAUACCUAUGCCAAAGGGGAAAUACUUUUAUCUUGGACAUAUUCCAUUUAUAGCCAGAAACUCAGGAAAAGCUAUGCUCAAAUGGCAUGAUGAAUGUGGCCCGGUAUAUAGGAUCAAGAUGGGUGUUCAAAACUGGCUGUUUAUUGGUGAUCCACAAAUGGCUCAUGAUAUCUUUGUUACAAAAGGAUCCUUUACUUCAAAUCGCCCGCACUGUACUUUUUUAAGCUUACUUAAUGGCAAUCGACAAAGUGCUGUCCUGUUUGCAGAAAACGAACAUUGGAAAUAUGCACGAGCUACAUUAAAUACCAUUCUUUCGCCAAGAUCAAUAAAUAGUCUAUCGCAUACACUAGAGAAUGAAAUUGGACGAUCAAUAGACCUGAUGAUAAAAGACGCACAGACACUGGGAGAAAUAGAUCCAAUGAUUUACAUUCGCUUGACAACCAUGAACGUAUUUUUAGUUUUAGCUUUCAGUAUCUCUGGAGCAAGAUCAGUAGAUGACCCUCUUUAUAGCAAGAUGAACCGUGUCGUAGAAAAAUCAGUAUCCUUUCUCGACCCUGCACUUGACAUCAGCAAUAUGCUUCCUCUUUGGAAAUUCUUUGACUUUUUUUCUUCAAAGGAGCACCAGAUGACAGAGUAUCUGGAAAAUGAACUAAAGCCGUUUAUUAGAUCCAUUAUAGAAAGGGCUCGAGCAAGUGAAAAAGAUAACUUGAUGAAAAAAUUAGAUGAGGCAAAGGAUCAAGACAAGUUAGAUGAAACACACAUUGAAGCGCUUAUAGCCGAAACUCUUUUUGCUGCUAUUGAUACAGUAUCUGUAACCACAACGUGGGCUGUUGCCUAUCUCUGUAACCACCCAAAAGUUCAAGAAAAAAUGUACCAAGAGAUUGAUACAUUCGUUAAAAAACAUGGACGUAUUCCAAGUUUUACAGAUAGAGCAGAGCUACCUUAUUGCUUCUCUUUUCAGAAAGAAUGUCUUCGCUUUCGCCCACCUGGGUUUACCGGUAUCCCACAUAAAGUAUCUAAGGACAUCGUAUAUAAAGACUGUGUUAUUCCAAAGGAUACCCUUAUUAUAGCUAGUGCGUCUGUAUUAAACCGUCGUGCAGAUAUGCUAAAGAACGCAGACCAAUUUAUUCCAGAGAGAUAUAUCGAGGAUACAAGAAGCAUCUCUGCAUGCAAUAGCAUGCAUACCACUAAACGUACUGAUAUCACCUUUGGCUUUGGGCGUCGCACUUGUCCAGGCAGUUACAUGGCUGAACGAGAAAUAUUUUCUAUGCUGGUUGAAUUGGUAUCAAAGUGUACUAUCAAACCUAUUUUGUCAUCAAAAGGAAUCCCUGUUUAUCCAAAAUUGGAUGAAUACAUUGACGAAAGUGUUAUAGCUCCCCCUGCACAGUUCAAAUUUCGCUUGUUGACAUGGACAUGA
This is a messenger RNA of Rhizopus microsporus ATCC 52813, 1611 nucleotides long. RefSeq names its product cytochrome P450. The record is from RefSeq and is a predicted model, not a curated record. Gene Ontology annotation, molecular function: heme binding; iron ion binding; oxidoreductase activity, acting on paired donors, with incorporation or reduction of molecular oxygen. The transcript has 7 exons. The coding region runs from base 1 to 1611 and encodes 536 amino acids. NCBI's taxonomy places the organism in Eukaryota, Fungi, Mucoromycota, Mucoromycetes, Mucorales, Rhizopodaceae.